GGGGGAUUGGGACGGCGGUGGUGAUGAUGGUGGCGGUGGUGUUCUGAGGCAGUGGAAGAAGGGAAAGAGCGACUUUUAUCACUGCUCUGGCAUGGUGCUUGAGCAGGAGGAUUAUGUUGCUGCUACGGCUGCUGCGGUGCCCGGCCGUGGGACUCAAGAGGUGGUUUACUUCGGGAGCAGCGCCGCUUCCGGUUCCUCGAGUGCUGUUGGGAGCCAGGAGAUUCCGUACUUUGGCCGCGGCUUGUCUCCUGCUUCCACACCAGGCACGCCCACUCGCGAGGUGGUGCACUCCUACAACGACCGCCCCUCGAGUAGCAGCGGGGGCGGCGGCAGCAGCAGCAGCACGUGGUGGGCGCAGCGCCGAGCCGUCCGUCCUUUGCGGAGACCUUGACACCGCCGCGAGGCGUCUGUUGCCUCCUUCUUCCCUACCCUUUUCACAUCAUCAUACGAAGCUCAUUUCCUUUGUCUGGAUCGGUUACAGGUACGCUGUUUUCCAUGGAGGAGGGAGGGUGGUUGCAUGGCGACGGCGCACAGAGAUGUACGGCAUACCCGAAAUUGUUCGAUAUGGCAUGUAACGGGAUUUUGGUGUAUCAAUCGUUUGGAAGUCAUUCUCGGUUUGAAAGAUGCUGAGGAGGUUGUCUGUGUGUUGACCUGGCGAGUGUCUCGUCGAAUCCUAAAAAUUUUGCCGGAAUGAGAGGUUCAGGUGACAACUUCGAGGUUUCACGGUUUUGUUCGUCAGACGUUGACCUGCUCCAUCUCAAUCAGACAGACACCAUCCUGACCUCACCAAACAUGGCAGUUCUGAAAUACGAUGCUGCUG
Messenger RNA from Parathielavia appendiculata, 820 nucleotides. RefSeq lists its product as uncharacterized. NCBI's taxonomy places the organism in Eukaryota, Fungi, Ascomycota, Sordariomycetes, Sordariales, Chaetomiaceae. The transcript has 2 exons. The coding region runs from base 114 to 575 and encodes 153 amino acids. The record is from RefSeq and is a predicted model, not a curated record.